AUGACACCUUCGACGAUCCUCGUGCUGCGCAUCAGCAAGCCCGGCGCGCUCUUCGCUGUGGGCCCUCGUUCGCCUCGUGGGGUUCUUCUGGUGCCAGACGAGAUACAGGCGAGCUCGCUCACGAUCUAUGCCCUCAGCAGAGACCACGACCUACCAGACGACGGCUUCUUCUUCGGGCGCGUGAGCAUGCAGACGCGCGAGCCGCUCCGUGCGAUCUGGUUCACGACGCUUGCAACAGCCGGGCCCGGCUCGUUCUACAUGGGCGACGGCUGGCUCGGGUGGUACUGUACUUAUUUCAGAAGGCAUGCGACUACCAUGGGUCCGGCGCCGAACGUCGACCAGCACGACGACAGGUCGCGGUCGUUGGAGGACGCUAAAACCAACGAUGUUCACGAGAAAGAACGCGAUGACGGCGCAGCAUAUGGCAAUGCCACAAUCCCCGAUUAUCCCGUUAAGUCCGGAGACGAUCUCCUUGCGUCGAGGCUCCAACGAGCUCCAACGCGCAUGGAUCUGCACGUAACGAGGGAACGCACGCGAUACAAGACAAGUCGUUAUAUUUAG
Molecule: messenger RNA, 561 nt
Organism: Phanerochaete carnosa HHB-10118-sp
Lineage: Eukaryota; Fungi; Basidiomycota; Agaricomycetes; Polyporales; Phanerochaetaceae
Exons: 4
Coding region: 1-561 (186 amino acids)
Source: RefSeq, a predicted model, not a curated record